Molecule: messenger RNA, 2071 nt
Organism: Bactrocera oleae (olive fruit fly)
Lineage: Eukaryota; Metazoa; Arthropoda; Insecta; Diptera; Tephritidae
Source: RefSeq, a predicted model, not a curated record
CUGGAUUGCAGAAAAUUAUUGUCUAGUCUAGUUUAAUUUUCCCUCAUAUGCAUAAAUCAAUUAUAUUUCUUAAAUAGAGCUUUCUGAUAUAAAAGCGGCGAGAUCAGUUAGUCUUUGUGUUAUAGUGCUCAACUCAGUUCAAGUCAACGGAUGAAGAUUUUGUGCGGAGCAAAUCAAUUGAAUAGAAAGCCAAGAUGAGGACGGCUACGGUUAUUUCCUUAGUUGCAAUUACCUUGUUGUAUGUUAAUCAAAUUAGAGCCAGCAUUGUGCCCUUGACGGGUGUGAAUCAAAUACCUUUGGUGUUAUCUGUGCCAACUGUGGUGACGGUGGUUCGACCAGAAGAUGAUGGACAAUAUAAACCAGUGCCCGGUUUGGAGGGCGAAUAUGUGCCGGGCAUCGAGGACGCAGGUAUAACCAAUAUCAUAACUCCAGGCGUAUUGACUGGUGGUGUUGUUGGAGGACCAUUAGUCAAUUCUGCAGGUGCUCUGUUCAGUGUUGCUGUGCCUGCAAGUGUUGCUGGUUCUGUAAAUAUUGCUGGCGCUGAAGGUGCGGCAGUUGCAGAAGCAGUGAUUAGUUCAGAAGUUGGUGGCGAUGAAGGAGCUGACGGUGCAUAUAGCUCUGAAAAUCUUGGAUCCAGUGACGGCUCAAAUGAAGAUGAAAGCGCUGCAGUAGACGUACUUGGUUCUGCUGAUGAUGAAAGUGGUGGAGAAGGCAGUGUAGGUGCUGGUGGUGCCAUAGGAGCUGCGCUACUAAGUGUCGCAGCUGGAGCUGGUAGCGUUAUUGGAGUCGGAGGACUAGGCGGUGUAGUUGGGCCUGGUAGUGCCAUUAUAGUAGAUGAGUUAGGUGCUGGAGGUGCUGCUGUAAGUGCUAUUGGAGUUGGCGGAUUAGGUGGCGAAGGCGGUACUGGUGGCGUUAGUAGUGUUGGAAACAUAGUCUUGGGUCCUUAUGCUACCGUUAGCAGUGCAUCUGGCGGUGGUGGUGGCGGAGGCGGUUCUGGCGGAGCUAGCGGUAUUGGUGGUGCCGGUGGCGGCGGUGGAGCUGGUGGUGCUGGCGGUGCCGGUGGCGGCGGUGGUGCUGGCGGUGCCGGUGGCGGCGGUGGUGGAGGUGGUGGAGCUGGCGGUGCCGGUGGCGGCGGCGGUGGAGGUGGUAGUGGACAUGGCGCUGCAGGAGGUGGCGGUGGCGGAGGCUCAGCUGGUAUCGGAGGUGCCGCUGGUGGUGGUGGUGGUGGUGGUGCUGGUGCUGCUACUGGUAUUGAUGGUCGAGCUGGCAGUUCGGGUGCAAGUGGUGCAGACGCUUGGGGUGGUGGCGUGGGUGGUGCUGGUGGUCUUGGUGCUCCCGCUUUACCUUGGCUAAGUGUCCAUUAAAAAAUCUUCUUUCUUUAAAAAGUCCCUGAAUAAUGCUCAAAGUAAUGGAAAUGUGAUGUGUAAUCUAAUAUAUUAUAUAUUUAAAUUUUGACAUCAACUAAACUAGUUUAAGUCUAGUCGCCAUUUUUUAUUUGCAAGUGAAUAAAAAAAUUUCACAAUAAAAUUGUAACUAAAUAUUGGGGUUCAUAAAACAUUUAUAUUAUUUUUGUGCCAAAUUUUUCGAAAUUGCUUUUGUGAGUAACGUUGUCAAUCGAAGCGCAACCUCUCUACGUCGACGCUUCGGUUGGCGAGCUUGUUCUCAAACCACUUGCUCAAAUCUCAGCAUAGUAUUUAACUUGGCUUUGAGCCGAAUUGUUCUUUUUAAACCAACCUUCCCGCCAGCUGAGAUUAGAUCGAAUGACUUCACCCAAACUAAUUUCAAAAUUUUGCUUCGUAUAGAAAUUUUAAUAAUUUUUCGUAACUCAACAUAUUAGAGCAUUACCACAGUUAUAAUGCUUGUUUACAAUUUAUAGUUAUAUAUUGACACCAGCGCCACGUAUUGGCAACAAAUUAGUGAUUAUUCAAAGCAAACCACAAAGAGUGAACAAUUAAAUUAUUACUUUGAACCACACCCGGGCUCUAACAAAACCACUCUUAUACUACUAAUGCAAUGUUAUUCGCAACAACAAUAAUAAAUCGACUUUUGCAAUAACUUGCACUUGUAACGA